This is a messenger RNA of Jatropha curcas, 438 nucleotides long. RefSeq lists its product as uncharacterized. NCBI's taxonomy places the organism in Eukaryota, Viridiplantae, Streptophyta, Magnoliopsida, Malpighiales, Euphorbiaceae. The record is from RefSeq and is a predicted model, not a curated record. Gene Ontology annotation, molecular function: nucleic acid binding.
AUGGUCAUUCAGACUUUGGAGGAUAUGCUUUGUAGCCGUGUUAUAGAGUUUGAGGACAGUUGGGAAAAGUAUGUGUUCUUGAUUGAGUUUGCCUAUAAUAAUAGAUACCAGUUGAGUAUUCAGAUGGCUCCAUUUGAGGCAUUAUUUGGUAAGAAAGGGAAGCUAAAUCCUAGGUUCAUCGGUCCAUAUGAGAUUCUAGAGCGUGUGGGUCUGUUAGCCUAUAAACUAGCUUUACCUUCUGAGUUGGAUAGGAUCCAUAAUGUAUUCCAUGUUUCGAUAUUGAGGAGAUAUAGGUCAGAUCCUUUUUGUGUGAUUUCUCCCGAGACGGUUGAGAUACAUAUAGAUUUAUCUUAUGAGGAAGAGCCAGUUCAUAUCUUAGCCAGAGAUGUUAAGGAUCUGAGGAAUAAGAGAAUAGUUUUGGUUAAGGUAUUGGAAUAA